Polyodon spathula (Mississippi paddlefish) is the source of this 2811-nucleotide messenger RNA. Its product is annotated as ras-related protein M-Ras. NCBI's taxonomy places the organism in Eukaryota, Metazoa, Chordata, Actinopteri, Acipenseriformes, Polyodontidae. Gene Ontology annotation, biological process: signal transduction. The coding region runs from base 211 to 837 and encodes 208 amino acids. The transcript is spliced from 6 exons. The record is from RefSeq and is a predicted model, not a curated record. Gene Ontology annotation, cellular component: plasma membrane. Gene Ontology annotation, molecular function: GDP binding; GTPase activity; GTP binding.
GUGUGUGUUUGUUUCACUGCGGAGAGCAGAGAGGAAGUGCAGUUCUGAGCCGGCGUUAUUCUUCUUGGUAUUAUUAGUAUUAUUAGUAUUAUUAUUAGUAGUAUUCUUACUCUCCAUGUGAAAGAAAGCCGGCUCUGUGAUGGCUGCAGCAGGAUUCGACAGGGGUUAAUCGGGCUGCUGCUGCAUGCUGUAAUCGGGUGUACUGUAGCCAUGGCAACGAGCGCGGUUCCAAGCGACAACCUUCCUACUUACAAACUGGUGGUGGUGGGGGACGGAGGCGUUGGGAAGAGCGCGCUUACCAUUCAGUUUUUCCAGAAGAUCUUUGUACCCGAUUACGACCCAACGAUAGAAGACUCCUAUUUGAAGCACACAGAGAUCGAUGGGCAGUGGGCGAUACUUGAUGUGCUGGACACAGCGGGACAGGAGGAGUUCAGCGCGAUGAGGGAGCAGUACAUGAGGACGGGCGAUGGAUUCCUCAUAGUGUACUCGGUGACAGACAAAGCAAGCUUUGAGCACGUUGACCGAUUCCACCAGCUCAUUCUCAGAGUCAAAGACAGGGAAUCCUUUCCAAUGAUACUGGUUGCCAACAAAGUAGAUUUAGUGCACUUAAGAAAAGUUACAAGUGAGCAGGGCAAAGAAAUGGCAGCUAAACAUAACAUUCCAUACAUAGAAACGAGUGCUAAGGACCCUCCAAGUAAUGUUGACAAAGCAUUUCACGACCUUGUCAGGGUAAUCCGGCAAGAAAUACCAGAGAAAAGCCACAAGAUGAAAAAGAAAAGGAAGUGGCGUGGGGAGCGAGCGAGCGGCUCUCACAGACUGCAGUGUGCCAUCUUGUGACAGAGCAGAGCAGGCACCUCGCUUCAAAACAAAAAAAGAACAUUGGAAUGCCUGCUGAUUUGUGCUGCUUCUAACUGAGGAUGAGAGAGAGAGAGAGAGAGAGAGAGAGAGAGAGAGAGCGCCAGUCUCGCUCCUCCAGCUGAGCUGCCCUGACCACAGACAAGUGUCAGCAUACACAAUGCAGUAUUCCUCAAGGAGAGAAAGAUGAAGUAACGUGACUGAACUGGUUUAAUAAAAUACUGAGUGAUUUCAGGUGUUAGAGUAUAGUCUAGCUGUCCUAGCAGCGCUUGCACCCUUGUGUUUUUCAUCAUUAUCCAGCUGAAACAGUAUCAACAUAUAAUUGAUUUUUUUAAUGAAUUCACAUUUGCGUACUUGCAUUACCAUUUCUUAUUUAUGUAAUGGCACACACACUGUACUUGUGCCUCUGUAGCCAUUUCACAGGGGCAGCUGUUUGGAAGAGACUGCUAUUCGAAUGCCCCCGUUUUCACAUUCUACUCUGAAGAAAAGUAAACGAAUGCUGGAGAAAAAUAAAAGAAAGUGGCUGUUUGUAUUAGGGUCAGAAUCGUGCCAAAAAUAGUGAAGUGAAAUGAAAUGAAAUUUGAACGGCAGAAGGAAUUCCAGCGGGCGUGGGACUCCAGACAUUGUGUCAAAUCUUGGAAAGUUGCCAGCAUGUAACCUACAACCUACAACUUCUCAGUUUUCUAACAAGACUGCACUUUUGCUGUGGUGGAAGUGUGCAAAGUGUUUCAUUGCAUUUUUUAAAGUAAAUACUAUACAGCUCAAACAGUUUUUAAUUGAGAUCAGAACAAUGAACUAUUUCCAGACUUUCAUGGAUGUACUCAUACAUUCUGUAUGAGAUGCAAAGGACUGUGUUUCUCUGUGUGUGAUUCCCUAACCUCUCAACUGUCCUAUUAUUAAUGUUUUUGUUGUUGUUGUCCUGUGACAUAAUUUGCAUUUUAGUCCAAUUUCCUUGGAGUGCCAGAUUGUUUGCAGAACAUGGUGGAACAAAGUAAAAGCAAGUGAUCGUUUGUGUGUGCUGUAACAGGAGCCCUACCUCAGAGCAGGCUGGCGGUGCAGCCCACACAGCUGAGCCUCCCUCUUACAUACUGGGUGUGCUCUGUUUCUGUUCGGGACCACGAUGAGGUUCAGAGGCAUGGGGUUUCCAAACAAGCUUGGAUCGUUUCUUCUGUAUCAGUAAAUUCCUUUUUCGUUACUCCAUCCAGUUUCAAUUAUGAUUUUGUAAUUGGCACUCCAGUCAAUAACAGCGGGGGACACAAAAGCAGCUGGUUUGUUUUGAUCUGUGCCCAGGCCAGGCAGUGCAUGGAGCAGCGGUUAUGCAUGAGUUUGCAACAUUUAAACCCAUUUCAUAUUUCCAUUGCUGCACGUCCAGCAAAGGCACAUAUCGUACAACAAAACUGCAGCGAGAGGUUGGGUAUGUUGGUAAUGCUUUUACUAAUUUCCCAUUAAUGUGCCGAUGUACUGUGCAGCUUCCCAAAUGAGAAGUCAUGUUCAAGCCAGGGAACUCCGGGUUUGCCACAUACAGCAUACAGAGUUGCCUCGCCUGUGAUUGUGUGGAGAGCGAGGAGGGUCAGUAGACACUGCACAGCAAACCCAGCUUUGGUUGAUCCUUCCAAAUUCAUCUUAAUUUCAAUGCAAUGAGUUCCAGAUGUAGAGCGCUUUCCCAUGUGCAAGUGUUGCUUCUCAUAGUACCGUCAAUAUUGCCACUCUGUUACCAGGCACAUCAGCAGUUACUGUGGCUUCACUGGGCCAGGGCCAGUGUGUAGCCUCUGAACCUGUUCCUGGUGCACACUGGAGAUAUCUGAUAAAUCUAGAUAUCGGGGGUAGAGGGUUUUUAAAAAGUAAUGAUCUAGACCAUUAUUACUUGUUUGCCAGCAGCACAGCAGAAUGCCCUCCAGUCCUCUCCGCCCUCCGCGACGAUACUAUUGCGAUAAUAAAGGUCAUGUUGUAAUUUCU